Molecule: messenger RNA, 2343 nt
Organism: Haliotis rufescens (red abalone)
Lineage: Eukaryota; Metazoa; Mollusca; Gastropoda; Lepetellida; Haliotidae
Product: monocarboxylate transporter 12-like
Exons: 6
Coding region: 27-1451 (474 amino acids)
Biological process (GO): transmembrane transport; monocarboxylic acid transport
Molecular function (GO): monocarboxylic acid transmembrane transporter activity
Source: RefSeq, a predicted model, not a curated record
ACUGACCAGGUCAUUGGUGUGUUGCCAUGGCAACCACUGUACACAGUCCCCAGUGGUGGAAGUGGGUGGUGAUGGUGUCGUCCUUCUUCGCCCUGCUGCUGGGGGGCACGGUGUCGUAUUGCGCCGGCGUCGUGCACGUCGCGCUGCUGGACCACUACCACGAGGACGUGACCGUCACGGCGUGGCUGGGGUCCCUCUUCGCCAGCAUGUUCGCUCUAACAGGGCCCGUGGCCAGUUUGGCGAUCAACAUGUUCAGCUGUCGAACAUGUGUGAUCUUGGGAGGCGUCCUCGAGCUGGUCGGGUUCGCCUGUAGUGCGUUCAUCACAGACAUGCGAUGGCUCUUCCUGACUUACGCCAUCCUUGUGGGGUUAGGGGAGGGUUUGGUCUACACCGGCUCCAUCGUCAUUCUGGGCUUCUACUUCCGAGAUCAGGUGAGUUUAGUAACUGGCGUUGGAAUGGCGGGGGUUGGGAUGGGCACCUUCUUCCUGCCACCCCUGACUCAGUAUCUGGUGGACAUUUAUGGACUUGAAGGAUGCUUCCUCUUCUUGGGAGCAAUAGCGUUCCAUGCAGCAGUGUUCGGGGCCCUGAUGAGACCUUCUGACCUUGAGACGGCGUUAGCAGUCAGUGCCAAGUCAGGGAAAACCCUCUGUCAACAAAUCCUUACUUCUUUGUGUGGACAAUGUGGCCGUGUGGGGGAGAUGUUCCAUCCAGCGUUUCUCCUGCUGCUGUUGGCAACGUUUUCCUUCAGUGUGGGCAACUUCAUCUCCUACCUCUUCCUCCCCGACAUCUUCAUCAAACAAGGCUCGUCUCCUCAACAAGCUUCCUUCCUCAUCUCCGUCGUUGGAAUAGGGGGAGCCCUGUCCAGACUCCUUGGGGGGUUCGCUGCCAACGAUCCAAAUAUAGGACCUUCUAUUCUAUUCUCAGGAACAUAUGGUGUCAUCGCAACCAUAGACUUUUUUAUAACGCCAAUGACGAAGACAAUAGUUGGAAAAGUAGCGUAUGCCUUUAUGUUCGGCUUGUAUGCCUCAGUUGGCUGGGUGCUGGUCAACCCCCUCACUCUGCACAUUGUUGGGGUCAGGAACCUCGCCUCUGCCUACGGGAUUGUGAUGUUAGCCUCAGGAAUAGGUAUCUUGGUUGGGCCUCCAGUAGCAAGUAUCAUCGCUGCAGUACACGGGAAAUAUCAAGAAGCCUUUUACUUUGCUGGUUCAACGUUUUUUGUGUCGUCCAUGUGUGGCCUGAUGAUCAUGCUGCUGAAGAAGACGCACUCGGACCUGGCGGAGGAGAAGUCCGACAUCCCAGAGUUACAGAGUCUGACAGACGGGAAGGACCACGCCAAUCAGGCUGACGGAAUCACUCUCGUCAUCCAGCCUCCGAGCACAGGCCACGCCCCCAUUCCAAGUGCACCUUUCCGAGAUGAUGACAUGUGGAAUGAGCAUUCAUGCUUUCAGUGAGUGAGUGAGUGAGUUGGGUUCAACGCCGCUUGAACAUUAUUUCAGUUAUAUCAAGGCUGGUCAGCUGGAUUCGGGGGGAAACGAUUAAACGUUUACCACUUUAAUGAUACCCAUGUGCUGUCAAACCUAGAAACAUAGUCAGGAAGAAUAUGAGAUUUGAACACAAGAUCCAAGCUUUCUGAUGACAAAUGGGACGCAACUUUCCAUGUCGCCUUAGAAGACAGGAACACAUGUGUCCCCGGGUGUAUCGAAGUCGGAUGUCCCGAAGGGACUAAUACAACAAAGUCAAUGUUGAUCCUCUAGUGUGGAUGAAGAUCUUUCGCGAUGCUCAACAUCAACAAAUAUGGUCCCCAUCAAAGUUGGAUUUAACUCAGGGUCGAUUAUACUGAAGCCAGGACUUAUUCUUUACAAAUGCCAUAGUGCUGUAAACAUAUCAAGUAUAACUCUGGGUAGACUUUUUCAAAUUCACUGAAGGUGGUCGGGUAGCCCAGUGGUUAAAGCGUUUGCUUGUCACCCGAAAUGGGUACACUGUGUGAAGCCCAUUUCUGGUGUCCCCGCCAUGAUAUUGCUGGAAAAUUGCUAAAAUUGCCGUAAAACAAUACUCACUCACUCCAUAAUGUUCAUCGGUGGUUGUGAUGAAUAUCAUCAUCAUUUUAGUUCCAAUACAUAUAGGCUACACGCCUUUAAGUACAAAAUGUGAGUACAGACAAGUUUUAAACAUUCAGUUUGGCAUUUCUUACUUCAUUUGGAGAGCAUAGAUAUUUUGCUAGAUUUGUAAUAUUAUAUGUAUCUGGUGAUGACAGAAGCAUAUUAAAUUGAUGAACGUUUGAAUGACAAUAGAACUUUGCUUUGAGAUAUAGUUGCCGUAACUUGACAUACGAUGGACAAAUGA